GGGCGGCAAAGGGGUGAGCGCGGUGCUGAGACAGGCGCAGCGGGGUCCGAUCGAGCAAGAGAGGUUGCAGCGUCAGCUGGGCCGAUUCCGGUCGUUGCCCCGUGAUUAGUCUCGUGAAAUGAGGUCAUUAAACAACAAAAAUACACUCCAUAACCUAAUCUAAAAUUUCCGUCAAAAACGUCACACCUUGAUGACACAUACCGUGUUUCGGCAGUUCUUUGUAACCUCCGCAGUGUUUUCCAACACAGCCAGUUAUUUACAAUUCGCAUUCCUCGAUCGGCUUGGGACUGUCCAUCUCAAGUCCUCCUACUCUACUAAACGCGUUGCAACAUGCCGACUUUGCGAAGCGGUAGGCAUACCCGAGUCGUUCCAUUAGAUGCCUUGGCCCCAGAAACACUAAUGGAAGAAGAACCUGUGCACAUCGGAGGUUCAUCCGUGGAGCCUGCCUUCGGGAAUCCGAGAGUGGACGCCGAAGCAGCGACGUGCGCUGACGAGUACGGCGUGGUACAAGUCCAAGACCACGACGGAUCUUCAGGAGACUUGACGCCUCCCCAGGAACAUCCGCACGGCAGUCGCGAAAUUCAAGUCCCGCUCCCAAAUCGGUCAGCUCCAAAGAGAUCCAAUUUGGAGAUUGGGCCGUCAGCGGGUGAGCCCUCCUCUAAACGUGCACCCACGACUCUUGCGGUUCAUCCCAAUGUCCUGGACGAAGCCACCCACAUAAGGCCUGACAUUGACGCACUUAUCGUGGAGUUCAUGCGCAACUAUGCCAAGAAACUCCCCAGAGAUGACUUUCAUGUUCUUCUUCUCAACCAAAUUGUCCUCCGAUCAGGCGGACUAUUCGACUUGAAAAGGUUACCGCCACUGGCUGAUUUAAUCGCACAACAUCCGGAGUUGGGGGAUAAGUUAGAGGAAGCAUGGAAGGCUCAAUCGUUCAAUGAGAUACAAAACUUGGUUACAGAAAUUCUUCUUUCAACAGUCCAGCCUGCGGGUCCUCCCGACCCUGAAGUGAUACUUGAUUCUCAAUCAUCUGAAGAUGCGACAGUCAAGUCGUGGUCUUCCAAAUACAGAGGAGACGCUGCCAACAUUCUUUACCAGUACAUGAUGAGACAAGGUACUGCUGAUACAUAUGCUCGCCUCUUACCAAUCGUACAGUCCUCUGGCAUGGGGAAAUCGCGAAUGGUCGAUGAGUUCUCCAAGAAGCACUUUGUAGUUCCCUUCAAUCUCCGCUACGGGGCUGGAGGAUAUCCCGCUCCUGACUAUGAUGUUUUGAAUUGGUUCACAAGGUCUGGCCUUAAAGAGCAUGAAAGCGAUACUCGUUUCAGCGCAUUUAUCACUGCAUUGUUCGAGAGGGUAUCCAACGUCAUUGGACCACAUAACUCAAUAAAAAGUAUCAUCGCUUCUUCUUCUAAGCUUUCACCGGCCGAGAAGUCAGCGGCAUUAAUGCGCUAUCCUGAAUCCCUUGCGGGGCAGUUUCGACUUUUUAUGACAGUUGGACAGCGGUUUGGACAGCAAGCUCCUCUGCGUGUGCAGUUUUACAAGGAGGUAUUGGUCAGAGCGGAGGAGGCAAGUCUCUGUUUUGUGUCGCCGCUAGGCACAGUUGAACUUGCUACUGUCGUCCGACAAGUAUUAGAGAAGAUCGACCCUCGUUUCGGGCUCAGAGCGCAGCAUACUCCCAUAUUGACUUUGGCAUUUGAUGAAGCCCACACCUUGGCGCCUUCAGAUACUGGUAGAAGGUGGUCCCCAUCUUCAUCGAUGAGACGCGCUUUGUGGGGUUUACGGUUGUUCCCUAUCUGGACCCUCUUCUUAUCCACAACAGGAAAAUUCGACCAAUUCUCCCCACCACCUUUCCUUGAUCCAUCGAGCCGCAUUCUCCAAGGUGAACUUGCCAGUGUCAAACCGUUCAGCGCACUAGGUUUCGAUCGCAUGGCGAUGAAGUUUCGUGAGGGCAUGACUCUGGACGAUGUCACUAAGUUACCGUACAGGUUGUCAUUAGGUCGUCCCUUAUGGCUAACACGCUACCAAGAAGGCGGACAACGCGUCAAAGACACAAUCACCGUAUUUGCUGUCCAGAAACUUCUCUGCCGUGCGUUGACAAAGGACAGCUUGACCCUCGAUGAACAGUUUGCCGUGAUGUCUCAUCGUCUUGUGCUGGACUUCGAUACGAGCAUUUACUUUGGUCAGCACCGAACGUUGGCAGUAAGGAACCAGAUGAACCAAGUCGAGAGGCACAUGCGUGUAUGCUUGGGUGUUAAGAAUGGAUUUGAGUCUGUCGUCACGGUUGCAGCCUCGGAGCCGAUCCUCACCGAGGCCGCGGCUAUCAUCUUGUGCACCGUCCGGGAUACGGACCGGUCCUGUCAGAUGUUACGAGACAUUUUGGAGUGGCCUGGAAUGAGUAAGGGAGAUCGGGGAGAACUCAUUACGUGCAACAUUAUUAUCGACACCGUAGAUGACCUUAUGUCCAAGAAAGGGAGAUGGGAGCCAGGGGGGGUCAUGGUGACCUCGCUGUUCAAGGCUCUCUUUACCCACGACAUCUAUCGCAAGUCGAUCAAGGAUUCUUUGCCCUCAAGGCUGCUGACAGGCAGUUGCAACGACUCGUUUGCUGAGACAUUCAAGAGCUCACGCAUCUACGUUACGCAUUUCAUCAAGAUUUAUGAUUUCAACGUACUUUCUGUCCAAUAUCUCUCUAUGCUUGCCGCUCGGGGUGUCGGAGUUGUUUGUGCCGAUAAUCAACAUGGUAUUGAUGUGGUCAUUCCAAUUCUUUACCAACACACGAUACUACGAAGGGACAAUAUGUCUGUCCUCAUGAUACAGUCGAAGAAUGAUCACUCUUACGGAACCAGCCCGAACCAACACUUAUUUGACGAGAUGGACCCGUUCGAGCUUGGAAUUUUUGCCAAGUCGACAGGACCACCCCCAGUGAUUCGAAUGGUGAAUGCACUGGCAUCGAAGGAAUCCAAAGUCUCUGUUGUAAUGCCAUCUGAACGGGUGCAGCCAUCAAGGCAAGAGAAGCAGGUCCGCACGAGCGCCUUCACCUCAUUUGAUAUCUGGUGUGCCGGGGCUUCUUCAAGGACUUUUCGCACCAUUCGGUCCCAGGAUGACGGAACAUAUGAUGACUUGCUGAGGUUGUCAAAGGAUGUCCCUGCAAUGUUUGAGCCUGAUGAAGAAUUUAUGCGGGAUCCUGUAAGGAGUAUGUACCCUGGCGGAGCUGGUGAUACUGGUCAUUGGUCAUUUUGUAGUACUAGUUGAAUUGCUUUUGGCUGAUUGUGCAAAUGUGUCACCCA
This is a messenger RNA of Cantharellus anzutake, 3281 nucleotides long. RefSeq lists its product as uncharacterized. The transcript is spliced from 6 exons. The coding region runs from base 331 to 3246 and encodes 971 amino acids. Lineage: Eukaryota; Fungi; Basidiomycota; Agaricomycetes; Cantharellales; Hydnaceae. The record is from RefSeq and is a predicted model, not a curated record.